Molecule: messenger RNA, 393 nt
Organism: Histoplasma capsulatum G186AR
Lineage: Eukaryota; Fungi; Ascomycota; Eurotiomycetes; Onygenales; Ajellomycetaceae
Product: WD domain-containing protein
Exons: 2
Coding region: 1-393 (130 amino acids)
Biological process (GO): translation
Cellular component (GO): mitochondrial large ribosomal subunit
Molecular function (GO): structural constituent of ribosome
Source: RefSeq, a predicted model, not a curated record
AUGUCGUCCCUAGCUUUCUCCUCCGCCUCCAUGCUCUCCCGCCUCUUUCCACGACUCUCCCUUCAAUUCCCUCACACAACAAGCCAAUUGCUACGAUAUAACCAUGCACCGAACUCCCUUUUGACUGUCGCCGCAGCUGCAGCCGCUCCCGCUUCCAUCGUCAUCGAAAUCCCAUCCCUCCUCUCCGAUAUCUGGGAUUCCGUCCUGCGCGCCGUACCCAAGAAGAAGACCUCACAUAUGAAGAAGAGACACAGGCAGAUGGCUGGAAAGGCAUUGAAAGACCACCUGGAUCUGAAUACCUGCUCGAGCUGUGGGCAGCCGAAAAGAGCCCACUUACUGUGUCCAACUUGUGUUAGCGCAAGAAUGGAGAGAGGCGGAGAAGAAGGCGGAUAA